This is a messenger RNA of Trichobilharzia regenti, 162 nucleotides long. The record is from the annotation of a GenBank genome assembly. NCBI's taxonomy places the organism in Eukaryota, Metazoa, Platyhelminthes, Trematoda, Strigeidida, Schistosomatidae.
AUGGUACUACUGUCUAAUGAUUCAACUGAAGUAAAUAUCUCCGACUUCACCAACCGCCUUACCCAGCAGAUGCUUCAGCUUCGACCAGUAGCCCCUCGCCAAUCACUUCAGAAAGCUCAAGUUAAUAAGAAUCUACUCACUUGCAAAUUUGUAUUUGUUCGC